AUGGUCGCGAGCAGAUGGAACAUGAGGAGAGGGUAUAUGCACGCCAAUGAAGACAAGGUGGAUCUUGCUCGUACCAUAAUGAAGCUGGUCCGUCAUAGCAAGCUGGAAUGUCACAGCCCUACACACAACCAGAGAGCGAGCACGUAUAACCUCAAAUUGAAGAAGGACGCUGAUGAUCAGAGCAGUGUGCCUAGCAAAUUCAUGGGAAGUCCCGUGGAUGUGCUGGGCGACAGCGUCCUUUUGUCGCCCAAGUCUCUGUUUAACGCGUGGGCCGAUUCGUUGGAUCGAAGGGCGGAGCUGAGGAAGGAGAAACUCGAGAACGAGCUCAAUGGGUAUAGGACAAAUUUGAUCAAGGAAAGCAUCAGAAUGGGCUACAAUGAUUUCGGAGACUUUUACUACUCCCAUGGUCAUCUUGGCGAUGCUUUUAAGAAUUAUGUCCGGACUCGUGAUUAUUGCACUACUUCUAAACAUAUAACUCAGAUGUGUCUGAAUGUAAUUUUAGUAAGCAUUGAACUGGGCCAGUUCAUGCAUGUUUCAAAUUAUGUUGGUAAAGCAGAGCAAGCACCGGACUCAUUGGAUGCUGUCACUGUUGCUAAACUACGAUGUGCUUCAGGCUUAGCUCAGUUGGAAGCAAAAAAGUAUAAGCUUGCAGCUCGCAAGUUUCUAGAAACCGGUAUUGAACUGGGAAACAAUUAUUCAGAAGUGAUAGCACCUCAAGAUGUUGGUACAUAUGGUGGUCUUUGUGCUCUUGCUUCCUUUGAUCGAACAGAACUAAAGAACAAAGUAAUUGACAACAUCAACUUCCGGAAUUUCUUAGAGUUGGUGCCCGAAGUGAGGGAACUUAUCAAUGACUUCUAUGCAAGCCGUUAUGCUUCAUGCCUGGAAUAUCUCGAGAGCCUCAAACCCAAUCUGCUGCUGGAUAUCCAUUUGUACGAUCACAUCGAGGCACUCUAUGCUCAGAUUCGCCAGAAAGCAAUCAUCCAAUAUACAACUCCGUUCAUUUCUGUUAAGCUUCCCACAAUGGCUGAGGCCUUCAAAACAAGUGUUGCCGAGCUGGAGAAAGAACUUGAAGCUUUGAUUACAAAUAACCAGAUUCAGGCUCGAAUUGAUUCACACAACAAGAUUUUGUAUGCGAGACAUGCUGAUCAAAGGAAUUCAACAUUCCAACGAGCUCUACAGACUGGGAGGGAAUUCGACAGGGAUGUCAGAGGAAUGCUACUUAGAGCCAAUCUCAUCAAACAUGAUUACAAUCAAAGGUCGGCUAGGAAAUUUUGAAAGGGGGGGAGAAAAGUGAAAUAUUAUGAAUUAUCUUCCCUAUUUUUUGGUUUGCUUUUUAGGUUAUGGUUCUCUGUUUACGGAAUUUAUGGUGGAUUUUUACGGUUCAUGUACAUACCGAGUAAAUAUCAUCUAGUUUGGCUCUGGUAUAAUGCUAGAAAGUUGUGGCCUAAUCCGUGCAUUUGGUCGCUAGGAACUAUAUUUCAUUAUUAUAGUGUUA
Asparagus officinalis (garden asparagus) is the source of this 1495-nucleotide messenger RNA. RefSeq names its product COP9 signalosome complex subunit 1-like. The record is from RefSeq and is a predicted model, not a curated record. The transcript is spliced from 8 exons. Lineage: Eukaryota; Viridiplantae; Streptophyta; Magnoliopsida; Asparagales; Asparagaceae. The coding region runs from base 1 to 1275 and encodes 424 amino acids. Gene Ontology annotation, cellular component: COP9 signalosome.